Molecule: messenger RNA, 4160 nt
Organism: Drosophila mojavensis
Lineage: Eukaryota; Metazoa; Arthropoda; Insecta; Diptera; Drosophilidae
Product: 5-hydroxytryptamine receptor 1A
Exons: 6
Coding region: 737-2608 (623 amino acids)
Biological process (GO): adenylate cyclase-activating adrenergic receptor signaling pathway
Cellular component (GO): membrane
Molecular function (GO): G protein-coupled receptor activity
Source: RefSeq, a predicted model, not a curated record
AAAGUGGACGGCAGUUUUGGAAGCGCUCUGAAGCGAUGCAGUCGCGUCUCUGAAAUCGGCUAAAUAAUGUUGCAUUAUCAAAGAAUCACCAGAGAAUAAGACAAAAGCGGUGAUAGAUACAUCGAGUUGAUCAUAGAUAAACUGUCUUAUAUGAUUAUAAAAAAAAAUCUGUGGUGCGUUCGUUACAAUCUUGUGUCAAGCUUCGCCUCCAGAUACAGUAGAGAAUGCUAAUAACUUUAUUUUAAUAUCUCUAUAUAAUCAUUGAACAAUUUGCAAAACAUUAAAUAUCAAAUAUUGACAACAAUUAAAAUUUUAAGUAAAUAGAUAAUUCUGAUUACAAGAUCUAUAAGUUUUCCUAAAUGCAGUUCACGUGAAUGAGAUAACUAAAACUCUAUCAAGAGAUCAUUUAGUUAAAGAUAUUGUCUUUAAAGUGCAUGUCGUUUGUGUAGUGCUGAUAAUGAUAAUAAAGAACAAUAGUUAAAACUAUUAGCAAAUUGAAAAUAAAAUAGCAAUAUUUGUUUAACAAUCUUUCAGAAAUGAGAGAUAAAUAUGCGAACGCAAAAUGUUCUUAAGGACACCAUUGGAAGAUGAAAACGUCGUCAAAUAAUCAACAUGAAAGAAAAGGAUUUAGAGCAAUUCGAAAAUCGAUCGCAGCUAAGGGAUCGUCCAGGGACUGUCAAGCUUGAGCUAUGUAGCAUCAAUUCCACCAAGUACUGCUGACUCCGAUACAGUAUAUAUGGCAGUCCGUGCACAGUUGCAUUUCCGACUUGGCCCAUUCCCCCCACUGAUGUCUGUGGCCAGCAGCUUGUUGGCCACAAGCGGCGCCGUUGGACUGAAGCAGAAUGCUUCAACAAGUUACGACAGCUACUCGGAAACAUGGAGCACUGGCAAUCGCAGCCUGGCACUUAGCCCGUCCUCAGCUACACCCACAACCGCAGUGCAGUCCACGUUGAAUGACUCCGCCAAUUUGACCAUUGAUGCGGUGCCCACAUUAACUGCUUUCAGUUACUACAACGAAUCUGCGGCGGCGGUCGAAUGGGCCCACUUCUACGAUCUCAUUUUCUCAUGGCAGGGCAUCUGCCUGAUAACGGUGUUCUGCACGUUCAUCGUUCUCACCGUCAUUGGGAAUACCCUCAUUAUUUUGGCCGUUAUAACCACCCGCAGGCUGCGCACAGUUACCAAUUGUUUCGUCAUGAGCCUGGCCGUAGCUGAUUUGCUUGUUGGCAUUUUCGUUAUGCCGCCGGCAGUGGCCGUCCACCUGAUUGGCUCGUGGCAACUCGGCUGGGUGCUCUGCGACAUUUGGAUAUCAUUUGAUGUGCUGCUCUGCACAGCGUCGAUUCUCAGUUUGUGCGCCAUCAGCGUUGACAGAUACCUUGCUGUCACACAGCCCCUAACCUACUCCCGGAAGCGACGCUCGAAGCGCCUUGCGUUCCUAAUGAUCCUUAUCGUUUGGAUUCUGGCAUUAGCCAUUACAUGCCCGCCCAUGCUAGGAUGGUAUGAGCCCGGCCGUCGAGACCUGAGAGAGUGUCGUUACAAUCAAAACGAAGGCUAUGUCAUCUUCUCAGCAAUGGGCUCAUUUUUCAUACCCAUGGCAGUCAUGAUUUAUGUUUAUGCUAAGAUUUCCUGUGUGAUUGCAAAAAGACACGACAACAUGACGGACAUCCAUAUUCACAAUAAGAAAUUCAAGCGUUACACGGCCGCCGAUGUGGAGAAUGAUUACUCCGAGCAGGAUCACAGUAUGGGCUAUAAGAACAAACAGACACACACACAAACCUUCUCCAACCAAACACUCUCCAAGGAUCUCCAGGAGAUUGUGCUUAGCGAAAGCGACAAUUUUGGAGUGCCAUCGACUGGAGGGAAUUGUCAGUCUCUGUUAGCUCUGCCAUCGCCCCAUUGCGGCAGUGGCAAGAGCAGUUGCUAUGAACUGACGCGGCCGUCCUCAUUGUCGCUGAAGCGCACUUCCACCGCAUCAACGACAAUAACCACAAUGACAAGUGGUAUAGGUCCCAGCUGCAGUUUGUUAGAUGCGCAGUGGCAAACCCAAUCGCAAUCGCAAUCACAAACGCAAACACACGCACAAAUGCAAAACCCACAGCAACAGCAACAUCAACCACAACAACAACAACAACAACAACAGAAGCCACGCGCCCACAGUUUUCGGCAUUCGCAUCUCAGUGUAAGUGGUGGGGACAGGCUGCGUAGCCACCACCACCAUCAUCAGCAUCAGAGCGCGGGGCCGGGAGGGGCGGAUGCCGGAGCAACCACAACAACCAAUAUCAAAUCGCUGUCGAACCGCAUUACAUCUCUCAAGAAGGAGAACAAAACAACCCAAACAUUAAGCAUUGUCGUUGGGGGCUUCAUUGCGUGCUGGCUACCGUUUUUUGUCUACUACCUGAUAACCCCGUUCCUGGCCGAGGACCAGGUCAGUGCCACCCUGACCAAUGCCCUCACCUGGCUGGGCUGGUUCAACAGCGCCAUCAAUCCAUUCAUAUACGCAUUCUACAGUGUCGAUUUUCGGGCGGCCUUUUGGCGCCUGACCUGCAAGAGAUUUUGGAAUGACGAGCAGAAACCACAGUUUCCCGCUAACACAAUGUCGAUUAGGCGAUAGGCGGCCUAAUGGGCGUGUCGUAACCUCAAAACCACAAAACCUGUGAAAUUAGAAAUUGGAUUUGGCGACAUCACGUCAUUUCCAGUGCGAAUACCAAUAUUGCUUUUAGAUUAUACAGCUACAAAAUGCAAAUGAAAACUGAGGACUCUGCUCCUUAUUUUCACCAAAUAAUCAUAAUUAAGUCUAUGCAGCUUGCGCUGAGGAAUAUUUUUGUGUAAACAAAUAUUAUCAUCAAAAUAUAGCAGCUAAUACCCUAUUAUUAUUAUGGCAAUAAGUAUUAGCCAGACUUCUGCCACGAAGAUAAAUCACAACAACAUAGAAUAGUGCAAAUGCUACACUAAACUGAAUCAAUUACCCACUUAGCAUAUAUAUAUACAACUAUAUAUAUACAUAUAGGCAUAUAUUAGUAGCAAUCCAGUACCUAUACACUUUUCGGCAUCUGAUUAUGAUAAGAUGUUGCAUUCACAUAAUAACUUCCAAUAGAAGCAGUGUAGUAUUCUAGCUCUACCCAUUAGAUGUACAUAAAUAUGUAUUACACUUUUAAUUGUGAUUUAGCCUUAAUUAAACCCUAACAACAUUUACAACAUUAGACGUCGGGCAAACAAUUUCCAUUGGAAAUAUAAAUAAUAUAUCAAAAUAAAAAUAGCUUUCAGACAUAAGAUAAUAUUUAGAUAUUUUACAACACUUCUCGCUACGGAUUCAUAUAGACCCAUAUAUGACAUUAAAUCCGAAACGCUAUCUACAAUUCUCCAUAAUUUCUGUAUAUGAUUCAGUAAGGAGAUAAAAGCUUCCUGCAGUCCUUUAGCUCACCUGAGAAAAUGUUUAAUAUAUAUCAAACUACAAUUCGAAUAUAUUUUUAAAUAAAAUGUAAUGCGAAAAUGAUGUCAGUGCAAGAAGUAACUUCAGAAAAGAGUUUGUGUUUUAAUUAGUUGGAGACCUCCUCUUCAGUAAUCCCUGCACAAUGUCACCAUAGUAAAACCUACAGAUAUACAACCAAGCGGGAUUACGUAAUUAUGAUGACCUUUCAUUUUUGUUAUGGCUUUAAGCUUAAACUCAAAUAAUUUACAAGGAGAGGAAAAUAGUCCCACUGGACUAUUACUAGGAUUAUACGAUUAUAGUUCGGAUGUGGGUAUGGGGAAAUUCCUAUGUCUUCUAAUUCUAUGCGUACUAUUAAGUUAAGUCUAAAUGCCAAAAUUGAUUCCUGCAAGAUGUAAUCAAAGAUUAGAUAUCAUAUAAUUUGGGGGAUGUAAGGAUGAGAAAGGUCAAAUUUAUAUUUAUAUAAGAUUAUAGAAUCGUCGCUACAAAUAACUGAACAGAACUACAAUCAUGGCAAGAUCGAAUUAGCUUCUUCCCCUCUCUGGGUUUCCAUCGAGUUGGCUAAUUUCAUUUAUAUAUUUUGUAUUAUUUAUUCUGCUUUGGUACAGGCAAUGCGGGCCUCGUGCUUAAUAUCAAUCAUUAUAAUCCAUUUUAGAUUGUAACUUUGUUUUAGUGCUAAUAAUAAGAACACACAUAAAGGCUUUAAAUAAAUCUAUUUAUUUUUUACGUGCUCUUA